Galleria mellonella (greater wax moth) is the source of this 9546-nucleotide messenger RNA. RefSeq names its product serine-rich adhesin for platelets-like. NCBI's taxonomy places the organism in Eukaryota, Metazoa, Arthropoda, Insecta, Lepidoptera, Pyralidae. The record is from RefSeq and is a predicted model, not a curated record. The transcript has 3 exons. The coding region runs from base 1 to 9546 and encodes 3181 amino acids.
AUGACCGCUUUCUGUAGCAAAUCUAUUGUGUGGGAAGGCAUUGGCUUUCACGCUGGCGGAGGCAUAGAGGGCGCUGUUGGUGUAAGUCCUAAAGGAAUCGGAGGCGCAUUUAAAUUAGGAGACGAGACUGAAGGCAGUAUUUCAACAAGUGGCAAUCUCUUUGAUACUGCCGGUCAUAUUAUAUCUGCAGGAGCAAAAGGAUUCAAAAAUGCAGUCAAUAGUGUAGCCCAUGGUAUAGCUUCAGCUGUAAAUUCUGUAGAUCGUGCAGGUGAAAUUGGAUUCUCGUCUGGACUAUCGAGCGUGAUUGGAGCAGAAAAUGACCUUUCAAGCGGUUCCAGCAGUAGCUCAUCAUCCGGUUCACAUUCAAGUGGUAGUUCCAGCAGUAGUUCACGUAAAUCAUCCAAAUCACGUGCAAGCGGUAGUUCAAGCAGCAGUUCACGUAAAUCAUCCAGUGCUCACUCAAGCGGAAUUUCCAGCAGUAGUUCACGUAAAUCCUCAGGUUCACACUCAAGCGGAAGUUCCAGCAGUAGUUCACGUAAAUCAUCCAGUUUACAUUCAAGUAAAAGAACCAGCAGCAGUUUAAAUAGAUCAUCCGGUUCACAUUCCAACGACUAUUCCAGCAGUGGUUCAAGCACCUUAGCCGGCUCACACUCAAGUGACUAUGCUGGCAGUAGCUUAAACAGCGCAACCGAUUCGCACUCAAGUGACUAUUCUGGCGGUAUUUCAAACAGCGUAACUGGAUCACACUCAAGUGAUUAUUCCAGCAGUGGUUCACGUAGUUCAACCGCUUCAGACUCAAGCGACUAUUCUGGCAGUAGCUUAAACAGCGCAACCGAUUCGCACUCAAGUGACUAUUCUGGCGGUAGCUCAAACAGCGUAACUGGAUCACACUCAAGUGAUUAUUCCAACAGUGGUUCACGUAGUUCAACCGCUUCAGACUCAAGCGACAUUUCUGGCAGUAGUUCAAACAGCGUACGUGGAUCACACUCAAGCGACUAUUCCGGAAGUAGUUUAAACAGCGCAACCGAUUCGCACUCAAGUGACUAUUCUGGUAGUAGUUCAAACAGCGCAACCGAUUCGCACUCAAGUGACUAUUCUGGUAGUAGUUCAAACAGCGUAACUGGAUCACACUCAAGUGAUUAUUCCAGCAGUGGUUCACGUAGUUCAACCGCUUCAGACUCAAGCGACUAUUCAGGCAGUAGCUUAAACAGCGUAAGUGGUUCACACUCAAGCGACUAUUCUGGAAGUAGCUUAAACAGCGCAACCGAUUCGCACUCAAGUGACUAUUCUGGCAGUAGCUUAAACAGCGCAACCGAUUCGCACUCAAGUGACUAUUCUGGCGGUAGCUCAAACAGCGUAACUGGAUCACACUCAAGUGAUUAUUCCAGCAGUGGUUCACGUAGUUCAACCGCUUCAGACUCAAGCGACAUUUCUGGCAGUAGUUCAAACAGCGUAAGUGGAUCACACUCAAGCGACUAUUCUGGCGGUACUUCAAACAGCGUAACUGGAUCACACUCAAGUGAUUAUUCCAGCAGUGGUUCACGUAGUUCAACCGCUUCAGACUCAAGCGACUAUUCUGGCAGUAGCUUAAACAGCGCAACCGAUUCGCACUCAAGUGACUAUUCUGGCGGUACUUCAAACAGCGUAACUGGAUCACACUCAAGUGAUUAUUCCAGCAGUGGUUCACAUAGUUCAACCGCUUCAGACUCAAGCGACAUUUGUGGCAGUAGUUCAAACAGCGUAAGUGGAUCACACUCAAGCGACUAUUCCGGAAGUAGUUUAAACAGCGCAACCGAUUCGCACUCAAGUGACGAUUCUGGUAGUAGUUCAAACAGCGCAACCGAUUCGCACUCAAGUGACUAUUCUGGCGGUAGCUCAAACAGCGUAACUGGAUCACACUCAAGUGAUUAUUCCAGCAGUGGUUCACGUAGUUCAACCGCUUCAGACUCAAGCGACAUUUCUGGCAGUAGUUCAAACAGCGUAAGUGGAUCACACUCAAGCGACUAUUCUGGCGGUACUUCAAACAGCGUAACUGGAUCACACUCAAGUGAUUAUUCCAGCAGUGGUUCACGUAGUUCAACCGCUUCAGACUCAAGCGACUAUUCUGGCAGUAGCUUAAACAGCGCAACCGAUUCGCACUCAAGUGACUAUUCUGGCAGUAGCUCGAACAGCGUAACUAGAUCACACUCAAGUGAUUAUUCCAGCAGUGGUUCACAUAGUUCAACCGCUUCAGACUCAAGCGACAUUUCUGGCAGUAGUUCAAACAGCGUAAGUGGAUCACACUCAAGCGACUAUUCCGGAAGUAGCUUAAACAGCGCAACCGAUUCGCACUCAAGUGACUAUUCUGGUAGUAGUUCAAACAGCGUAACUGGAUCACACUCAAGUGAUUAUUCCAGCAGUGGUUCACGUAGUUCAACCGCUUCAGACUCAAGCGACUAUUCAGGCAGUAGCUUAAACAGCGUAAGUGGUUCACACUCAAGCGACUAUUCUGGAAGUAGCUUAAACAGCGCAACCGAUUCGCACUCAAGUGACUAUUCUGGCAGUAGCUUAAACAGCGCAACCGAUUCGCACUCAAGUGACUAUUCUGGCGGUAGCUCAAACAGCGUAACUGGAUCACACUCAAGUGAUUAUUCCAGCAGUGGUUCACGUAGUUCAACCGCUUCAGACUCAAGCGACUAUUCUGGCAGUAGCUUAAACAGCGCAACCGAUUCGCACUCAAGUGACUAUUCUGGCAGUAGCUCAAACAGCGUAACUGGAUCACACUCAAGCGACUAUUCUGGCAGUAGCUUAAAAAGCGCAACCGAUUCGCACUCAAGUGACUAUUCUGGCAGUAGCUCGAACAGCGUAACUGGAUCACACUUAAGUGAUUAUUCCAGCAGUGGUUCAAAUAGUUCAACCGCUUCAGAUUCAAGCGACAUUUCUGGCAGUAGUUCAAACAGCGUAAGUGGAUCACACUCAAGCGACUAUUCCGGAAGUAGCUUAAACAGCGCAACCGAUUCGCACUCAAGUGACUAUUCUGGUAGUAGUUCAAACAGCGUAACUGGAUCACACUCAAGUGAUUAUUCCAGCAGUGGUUCACGUAGUUCAACCGCUUCAGACUCAAGCGACUAUUCUGGCAGUAGCUUAAACAGCGCAACCGAUUCGCACUCAAGUGAUUAUUCUGGCAGUAGCUCAAACAGCAUAACUGGAUCACACUCAAGCGACUAUUCUGGCAGUAGCUUAAACAGCGCAAUCGAUUCGCACUCAAGUGACUAUUCUGGCGGUACUUCAAACAGCGUAACUGGAUCACACUCAAGUGAUUAUUCCAGCAGUGGUUCACGUAGUUCAACCGCUUCAGACUCAAGUGACUAUGCUGGCAGUAGCUUAAACAGCGCAACCGAUUCGCACUCAAGUGACUAUGCUGGCAGUAGCUUAAACAGCGUAAGUGGUUCACACUCAAGCGACUAUUCUGGAAGUAGCUUAAACAGCGCAACCGAUUCGCACUCAAGUGACUAUUCUGGCAGUAGCUUAAACAGCGUAACUGGAUCACACUCAAGUGAUUAUUCCAGCAGUGGUUCACGUAGUUCAACCGCUUCAGACUCAAGCGACUAUUCUGGCAGUAGCUUAAACAGCGUAAGUGGUUCACACUCAAGCGACUAUUCUGGAAGAAGCUUAAACAGCGCAACCGAUUCGCACUCAAAUGACUAUUCUGGCAGUAGCUCAAACAGCGUAACUGGAUCACACUCAAGUGAUUAUUCCAGCAGUGGUUCACGUAGUUCAACCGCUUCAGACUCAAGCGACUAUUCUGGCAGUAGCUUAAACAGCGCAACCGAUUCGCACUCAAGUGACUAUUCUGGCGGUACUUCAAACAGCGUAACUGGAUCACACUCGAGUGAUUAUUCCAGCAGUGGUUCACGUAGUUCAACCGCUUCAGACUCAAGCGACUAUUCUGGCAGUAGCUUAAAGAGCGCAACCGAUUCGCACUCAAGUGACUAUUCUGGCGGUAGCUCAAACAGCGUAACUGGAUCACACUCAAGUGAUUAUUCCAGCAGUGGUUCACGUAGUUCAACCGCUUCAGACUCAAGCGACAUUUCUGGCAGUAGUUCAAACAGCGUAAGUGGAUCACACUCAAGCGACUAUUCUGGCGGUACUUCAAACAGCGUAACUGGAUCACACUCAAGCGACUAUUCUGGCAGUAGCUUAAAAAGCGCAACCGAUUCGCACUCAAGUGACUAUUCUGGCAGUAGCUCGAACAGCGUAACUGGAUCACACUCAAGUGAUUAUUCCAGCAGUGGUUCACAUAGUUCAACCGCUUCAGACUCAAGCGACAUUUCUGGCAGUAGUUCAAACAGCGUAAGUGGAUCACACUCAAGCGACUAUUCCGGAAGUAGCUUAAACAGCGCAACCGAUUCGCACUCAAGUGACUAUUCUGGUAGUAGUUCAAACAGCGUAACUGGAUCACACUCAAGUGAUUAUUCCAGCAGUGGUUCACGUAGUUCAACCGCUUCAGACUCAAGUGACUAUGCUGGCAGUAGCUUAAACAGCGCAACCGAUUCGCACUCAAGUGACUAUGCUGGCAGUAGCUUAAACAGCGUAAGUGGUUCACACUCAAGCGACUAUUCUGGAAGUAGCUUAAACAGCGCAACCGAUUCGCACUCAAGUGACUAUUCUGGCAGUAGCUCAAACAGCGUAACUGGAUCACACUCAAGUGAUUAUUCCAGCAGUGGUUCACGUAGUUCAACCGCUUCAGACUCAAGCGACUAUUCUGGCAGUAGCUUAAACAGCGCAACCGAUUCGCACUCAAGUGACUAUUCUGGCGGUACUUCAAACAGCGUAACUGGAUCACACUCGAGUGAUUAUUCCAGCAGUGGUUCACGUAGUUCAACCGCUUCAGACUCAAGCGACUAUUCUGGCAGUAGCUUAAAGAGCGCAACCGAUUCGCACUCAAGUGACUAUUCUGGCGGUAGCUCAAACAGCGUAACUGGAUCACACUCAAGUGAUUAUUCCAGCAGUGGUUCACGUGGUUCCACCGCUUCAGACUCAAGCGACUAUUCUGGCAGUAGCUUAAACAGCGUAAGUGGUUCACACUCAAGCGACUAUUCUGGCAGUAGCUUAAACAGCGCAACCGAUUCGCACUCAAGUGACUAUUCUGGCAGUAGCUUAAACAGCGCAACCGAUUCGCACUCAAGUGACUAUUCUGGCGGUAGCUCAAACAGCGUAACUGGAUCACACUCAAGUGAUUAUUCCAGCAGUGGUUCACGUAGUUCAACCGCUUCAGACUCAAGCGACAUUUCUGGCAGUAGUUCAAACAGCGUAAGUGGAUCACACUCAAGCGACUAUUCUGGCAGUAGCUUAAAAAGCGCAACCGAUUCGCACUCAAGUGACUAUUCUGGCAGUAGCUCGAACAGCGUAACUGGAUCACACUCAAGUGAUUAUUCCAGCAGUGGUUCACAUAGUUCAACCGCUUCAGACUCAAGCGACAUUUCUGGCAGUAGUUCAAACAGCGUAAGUGGAUCACACUCAAGCGACUAUUCCGGAAGUAGCUUAAACAGCGCAACCGAUUCGCACUCAAGUGACUAUUCUGGCGGUAGCUCAAACAGCGUAACUGGAUCACACUCAAGUGAUUAUUCCAGCAGUGGUUCACGUAGUUCAACCGCUUCAGACUCAAGCGACUAUUCUGGCAGUAACUUAAACAGCGUAAGUGGUUCACACUCAACCGAUUCGCACUCAAGUGACUAUUCUGGCAGUAGCUCAAACAGCGUAACUGGAUCACACUCAAGUGAUUAUUCCAGCAGUGGUUCACGUAGUUCAACCGCUUCAGACUCAAGCGACAUUUCUGGCAGUAGUUCAAACAGCGUAAGUGGAUCACACUCAAGCGACUAUUCUGGCAGUAGCUUAAAAAGCGCAACCGAUUCGCACUCAAGUGACUAUUCUGGCAGUAGCUCGAACAGCGUAACUGGAUCACACUCGAGUGAUUAUUCCAGCAGUGGUUCACGUAGUUCAACCGCUUCAGACUCAAGCGACAUUUCUGGCAGUAGUUCAAACAGCGUAACUGGAUCACACUCAAGUGACUAUUCUGGCAGUAGCUCAAACAGCGUAACUGGAUCACACUCAAGUGAUUAUUCCAGCAGUGGUUUACAUAGUUCAACCGCUUCAGACUCAAGCGACAUUUCUGGCAGUAGUUCAAACAGCGUAAGUGGAUCACACUCAAGCGACUAUUCUGGAAGUAGCUUAAACAGCGCAACCGAUUCGCACUCAAGUGACUAUUCUGACAGUAGCUCAAACAGCGUAACUGGAUCACACUCAAGUGAUUUUUCCAGCAGUGGUUCACGUAGUUCAACCGCUUCAGACUCAAGCGACUAUUCUGGCAGUAGCUUAAACAGCGCAACCGAUUCGCAUUCAAGUGACUAUUCUGGCAGUAGCUCAAACAGCGUAACUGGAUCACACUCAAGUGAUUAUUCCAGCAGUGGUUCACGUAGUUCAACCGCUUCAGACUCAAGCGGCUAUUCUGGCAGUAACUUAAACAGCGUAAGUGGUUCACACUCAAGCGACUAUUCUGGAAGUAGCUUAAACAGCGCAACCGAUUCGCACUCAAGUGACUAUUCUGGCAGUAGCUCAAACAGCGUAACUGGAUCACACUCAAGUGAUUAUUCCAGCAGUGGUUCACGUAGUUCAACCGCUUCAGACUCAAGCGACAUUUCUGGCAGUAGUUCAAACAGCGUAAGUGGAUCACACUCAAGCGACUAUUCUGGCAGUAGCUUAAACAGCGCAACCGAUUCGCACUCAAGUGACUAUUCUGGCGGUAGCUCAAACAGCGUAACUGGAUCACACUCAAGUGAUUAUUCCAGCAGUGGUUCACGUAGUUCAACCGCUUCAGACUCAAGCGACUAUUCUGGCAGUAACUUAAACAGCGUAAGUGGUUCACACUCAACCGAUUCGCACUCAAGUGACUAUUCUGGCAGUAGCUCAAACAGCGUAACUGGAUCACACUCAAGUGAUUAUUCCAGCAGUGGUUCACGUAGUUCAACCGCUUCAGACUCAAGCGACAUUUCUGGCAGUAGUUCAAACAGCGUAAGUGGAUCACACUCAAGCGACUAUUCUGGCAGUAGCUUAAAAAGCGCAACCGAUUCGCACUCAAGUGACUAUUCUGGCAGUAGCUCGAACAGCGUAACUGGAUCACACUCGAGUGAUUAUUCCAGCAGUGGUUCACGUAGUUCAACCGCUUCAGACUCAAGCGACAUUUCUGGCAGUAGUUCAAACAGCGUAACUGGAUCACACUCAAGUGACUAUUCUGGCAGUAGCUCAAACAGCGUAACUGGAUCACACUCAAGUGAUUAUUCCAGCAGUGGUUUACAUAGUUCAACCGCUUCAGACUCAAGCGACAUUUCUGGCAGUAGUUCAAACAGCGUAAGUGGAUCACACUCAAGCGACUAUUCUGGAAGUAGCUUAAACAGCGCAACCGAUUCGCACUCAAGUGACUAUUCUGACAGUAGCUCAAACAGCGUAACUGGAUCACACUCAAGUGAUUUUUCCAGCAGUGGUUCACGUAGUUCAACCGCUUCAGACUCAAGCGACUAUUCUGGCAGUAGCUUAAACAGCGCAACCGAUUCGCAUUCAAGUGACUAUUCUGGCAGUAGCUCAAACAGCGUAACUGGAUCACACUCAAGUGAUUAUUCCAGCAGUGGUUCACGUAGUUCAACCGCUUCAGACUCAAGCGACUAUUCUGGCAGUAACUUAAACAGCGUAAGUGGUUCACACUCAAGCGACUAUUCUGGAAGUAGCUUAAACAGCGCAACCGAUUCGCACUCAAGUGACUAUUCUGGCAGUAGCUCAAACAGCGUAACUGGAUCACACUCAAGUGAUUAUUCCAGCAGUGGUUCACGUAGUUCAACCGCUUCAGACUCAAGCGACAUUUCUGGCAGUAGUUCAAACAGCGUAAGUGGAUCACACUCAAGCGACUAUUCUGGCAGUAGCUUAAAAAGCGCAACCGAUUCGCACUCAAGUGACUAUUCUGGCAGUAGCUCGAACAGCGUAACUGGAUCACACUCAAGUGAUUAUUCCAGCAGUGGUUCACAUAGUUCAACCGCUUCAGACUCAAGCGACAUUUCUGGCAGUAGUUCAAACAGCGUAAGUGGAUCACACUCAAGCGACUAUUCUGGAAGUAGCUUAAACAGCGCAACCGAUUCGCACUCAAGUGACUAUUCUGGCGGUAGCUCAAACAGCGUAACUGGAUCACACUCAAGUGAUUAUUCCAGCAGUGGUUCACGUAGUUCAACCGCUUCAGACUCAAGCGACAUUUCUGGCAGUAGUUCAAACAGCGUAAGUGGAUCACACUCAAGCGACUAUUCUGGCAGUAGCUUAAAAAGCGCAACCGAUUCGCACUCAAGUGACUAUUCUGGCAGUAGCUCGAACAGCGUAACUGGAUCACACUCAAGUGAUUAUUCCAGCAGUGGUUCACGUAGUUCAACCGCUUCAGACUCAAGCGACUAUUCUGGCAGUAGCUUAAACAGCGCAACCGAUUCGCACUCAAGUGACUAUUCUGGCAGUAGAUCAAACAGCGUAACUGGAUCACACUCAAGGGAUUAUUCCAGCAGUGGUUCACGUAGUUCAACCGCUUCAGACUCAAGCGACAUUUCUGGCAGUAGUUCAAACAGCGUAACUGGAUUAGACUCAAGUGACUAUUCUGGCAGUAGCUCAAACAGCGUUACAGGAUCACACGCAAGUGAUUAUUCCAGCAGUGGUUCACAUAGUUCAACUGCUUCAGACUCAAGCAAUUAUUCUGACAGUAGCUUGAACAGCGUAGAUGGAUCUCACUCGAGCGACUAUUCCAGCAGUAGUUCAAAUGAUGCUACAGGAUUUCACUCGAGCGAGCAUUCUAGCAUUAGUUCAGACAGUGCCAUAGGGUCACAGUCGAGCGAUUAUUCCAGCACUAGUUCAAACGAUGUAACGGGAUCACACUCAAGUGAACAAUUAAGCAGUAGUUCAGAUAGCGCUACAGGAUCACAUUCGAGCGACUACUCCCGAAGUAGUUCAAAUAGCGCCACAGGAUCACACUCAAGCGAGCAUUCGAGCAGUAGUUCAGACAGCGCCACAGGAUCACACUCAAGCAAUUACUUCAGCAGUAGUUCAAACAGCGCAACCGGGUCACAUUCAGGCGGCUCUUACAGCAGUAGUUCAUACGAUGACUCCAGUUCGACCUCCAACGGCCUUGGCAGUUCAAGUAGUUUAAGCUACAGUAACUCUGGUUCAUAUUCCAACGAUCUUGGCAUUUUAGGUAGUCAUGCUAAAUCCGGUUCUUUAUUAGGCGACCUUGGAAAGUUAGGUAGUCAUAUUGACAUUGGUUCUUUAAUUAGCCGCCUUGGCAGUUCAGGUAGUUCGAGUCAUGCUAAAUUCGGAUCUUUCUCUAGUGGCUUUGGUAGUUCAGGUAGCUCAAGUCAUGCUAACUCUGGUUCAUUCUCCAGCGGCCUGGGCAUUUUAGGUAGCUCAAGUCAUGCCAAGUCCGGUUCAUUCUCCAGCGGCCUUGGCAUUACAGGUAGAUCGAGAAGUUCCUACUCCCGUUCAUUCUAA